Molecule: messenger RNA, 1368 nt
Organism: Ustilaginoidea virens
Lineage: Eukaryota; Fungi; Ascomycota; Sordariomycetes; Hypocreales; Clavicipitaceae
Exons: 2
Coding region: 1-1368 (455 amino acids)
Biological process (GO): response to endoplasmic reticulum stress
Cellular component (GO): endoplasmic reticulum lumen
Molecular function (GO): protein disulfide isomerase activity; protein-disulfide reductase activity
Source: RefSeq, a predicted model, not a curated record
AUGCAUCAACGCGGCCUCGUCGCCCUUGCGGCCAUGCUGGCUUCUAUACCCGCUGCCCACAGCAUGUACAACAAGAAUUCGCCCGUUCUUCAAGUCACUUCCAAGACGUACAGUUCCCUGAUUGCGCAAUCAAACCACACUUCGAUUGUCGAGUUCUACGCUCCUUGGUGCGGUCAUUGCAAGAACCUCAAACCGGCCUACGAAAACGCCGCCAAGAAGCUAGAUGGUCUUGCCAAAGUCGCUGCCGUAGACUGCGACGAUGACGCAAACAAGCAGCUCUGUGGUGCCAUGGACGUAAAAGGCUUCCCCACACUCAAGAUUGUUCGCCCUGGCAAGAAAGCAAAUGGCAAGCCCGUCGUGGAAGAUUAUCAAGGCCCUCGUACCGCCACGGGCAUUGUUGAGGCCGUCGUUAGCAGAAUCAACAAUCAUGUUGCGCGGGUAUCAGACAAGGAUUUGGACAAGUUCCUGGAGAGCGAUAAGCCCAAGGCCAUCUUGUUCACCGACAAAGGCACGACGAGCGCUCUGUUGCGCAGCAUUGCCAUUGACUUUUUAGACGUCAUCACCGUGGGGCAGGUCCGCGACAAGGAAAAGAAGGCGGUUGACAAGUUUGGCAUUGCGAAAUUCCCCACGUUGGUACUUGUUCCCGCUGGGACUGAUGCGAAGCCUAUUGUCUACGAUGGAGAGCUUAAGAAGAAGGACAUGGUGGAGUUUUUGAAACAGGUUGGGGAACCAAACCCUGAUCCUGCGCCGCCCAAGGCCAAGGGCAACAAGAAGCCUAAGAGUUCCGAAAAGCCCGACGAGCCCGAGCAGUCGACCGAGUCUCCAAAGGACGAUGCGACGGCAAAAUCCACCGGUGCAACUCCUGAAGUCAUUGCCAUCACCACCAUUGCCACAAAGGACACCCUUGCUGAAAAAUGCCUCCACUCCAAAGCCCACACAUGCAUCCUGGCUUUCAUCCCCAGCGAUGCCUCUGAAAAGGGAGACAAGGUCACAGCGUCCUUGUCACAAAUUAAUACCAAAUACGUCUACGGACACCGCCAGCUUUUCCCCUUCCUCGCCAUCCCCAGCAGCGUCGAGGGAGUUGAUGUCAUCCGAAAGUCGCUUGAUCUGAAGGCCGACGUGGAACUCAUUGCUGUCAAUGCCCGGCGUGCCUGGUGGAGACACUAUGAGGGCGACUUUGGCGCCGAAAGCGUCGAAUCUUGGAUUGACGCUAUUCGCAUGGGUGAGGGUGCCAAGAAGAAGCUUCCCAAGGAGAUUAUUGUCGACAGUGUUGAAAAGGCUUCAUCUUCAUCAUCUGCCUCGGCCAAACCAGACGAGGAAGCUGCCCAGGAAAAGCCAGCUGAUGAAGUCAAACAUGAGGAGCUUUAG